ACGCACACUGGCAGUCAUGUGACGGUCAUAUAGUACAACUCAGCCAGCGCUCCGUCCAGACUGAACACUACUGCUGCAUGGCGAGUCUCAAGGGCAAAAACUGCUGUGGCAAUAGACCGCCCCGUCGGAUGCAACGGAUCAAACCCUACUCCCUGCGCCUUUUGCACUGGGAUUACAUUUGCUCUGAGUGAUCGAGACGGACUUGUUUCCUGUGCGGAGACCUUGGAUUGGAAGAGUGUUUCCCCGACGUUUACUCUUUCCACCCUGAGAGAGCACACCAGGUGUUUCGCUAUCUCACCCGAGUGGGAAGUGUGGCCUUGGUGAUCUGUGCUUGUUUGGCCCAACUUUUCCAGCUGCACAAGGAAUAAUUGUCUUACAAAUCAUCCAAAACACAGACUCCAAGUCCAGCAACAGACAGCACUUUGGCACUAUCUAGGGAUGGUAGAUAACUCCCCAGUAAGCGAGGGGACUUUUCUUCCUUACGGUGGCUCUCCACAGGCCUAUCGGUUGUCAGACAUGGUGACAGAUCUGGGCUCCUACCAGGUGAUGCAGUCACCAUUUUCAGAGGACGACCUGAGUGAGUCAUCCAGCCCUUGCUCUUGUUCCAGCCCAGACUCUCAGGUUCUCAGCUCCAGCUACGGCAGCAACUCUAGUGCUGAGAGUCAGGACAGCAUCCUGGAUCACCUACUGUCUCAGGCCUCUUUAGGAGGUGCCAAUAGUGUGCCGACAGGGUCUGUGGCACCUGUACCAUUAUCCUCUUUUGUCUGGGACUCAAGGAGUGAUGAGCCCUCUAAAUGUGAGCCUGUCAAGGAGGAGCAUUUUGACUUCCUCACCUGGUCAAAUGUAGAGACAGAGGAACAGCUUGGAGGGUCCUUCCAGCCUACACUGGAAGAGAUUGAAGAAUUCCUGGAGGAGAAUAUGGAAGUGGUAACAAAGAAGCAUGACAACCGAGAAAGUUGCCCAGGUUUAGGAGUGGGAAUGGAGAAGGCUCUUGGUCUGGAGGUUGGCUCAGAGUUGUGCAGAAAGGCUUCCCCUGAGCCUAAGCUGGAGCCAGAGGCCAAGUAUUCAGAACAAACUGCCCCCACUGCCAGCGCUGCUGCCUCCACUGAGACCAAAACUACAGUUAACCCCACACUUGAUUCCAGCACAGGGGCCAAGAAGGCAUCGGGCAGCAAACUGUCAGCAGGCAGCGGCACUAAUGGUAGUGGGAUGCCGGUCAUCCUACAGAUUCAGCCUCUUCAGAUCAAACAGGAGCCCACGGUAGCACCUCUUACCCCAGUAGCCCAUCCCCCACAGCCUACCACAUCCUCAGACAUCAAAAUUGCGCAGCUACUGGUCAACAUCCAAGGUCAGACCUUUGCCCUGGUGCCCCACAUUCUGCCUUCCCCCAGCAUUAAUGUCUCUUCCAAGUUUGUACGCAUAGCGCCUGUCCCUAUUGCAGCCAAGCCUCUGGGACUUGGGGAUAGCUCAAGUGUCCAAGGAUCAGGGAUUCUUGUUGGAGGACAAAAGUUUCAGAAGAACCCGAUGGCGGAUCUUAUCAAAAUGCACAAAUGCACUUUUCCUGGUUGCACCAAGAUGUACACCAAGAGCAGCCACCUGAAGGCCCACCUGAGGAGGCACACGGGGGAGAAGCCUUUCACCUGCAACUGGCAGGGCUGCGGGUGGAGGUUUUCCCGGUCGGAUGAGCUGUCUCGACACCGGCGGUCCCACUCGGGUGUCAAGCCCUACCAGUGUCCAGUGUGCGAGAAGAAGUUCGCCCGCAGUGACCACCUGUCAAAACACAUCAAAGUUCACCGCUUUCCGCGAAUCAGCCGGACAGUUCGCUCAGCAAACUGACGCCCUGCUCGGAACACUGGGAUUACUGGGAUUGCUGAGAUCACUCUCAUACAGACAUAGGCCACAAAAGCAAGAUGUGGGCAUGAAUGUACAGGUGUGGGCGCAAAUGAUUGUGUCUUUGUCAAGUCAAUCCGAAUAUGUGAGUGGGGCACGCCUUGCUUUUAUUUCAGCUAUCUGUGAUUUUUCUAAUUUAUUGUACAAAAGAAAACCAGCACAGUUACCAUCCUGUAAUCAGCUGAAGGUUGUCGUUGCUGUUGGUGCUUUUGUAUGUUGUUCUCCUUAUGUUUGUUCUGUUCUUAUCACCUGCCUCAGCAGAAGAUAAGCUUAUUUUCAUUUAGUCUGGAUUAUGUGAUAGCUUUGGUAAUAGCCAUUCUACCUGGAUAAAAACAACUGCCUUUUAUCUUCCUGAAAGCUGCCAAUGUCUUGGACAUUCCUCAUUUUAUGCAAUGUUUAGGAAGUCAGAGUGAAGUUCUCUCUGAUCCUCAUUAGCUACUACCAGAGUGGUAGUUACUCUUCCUGGGGUCCACAGAGGUUUUUGCUGUGAGGUUUCUCUGAUAGCUUUGUCCUAGUUUUUGCUGCCUUGCACCACAGUUCACUGACAGCACCAUUGAGGAAUAUUUUUAUUAUUCAACUUUGUGUUUAUGCACAAGGAGUUACUGGUUAUAAUAUGUGGACAUCAACUGCUGAUUGCAUAACAAAGUAAGGGAAAUCUCAUGAUAAGCUACAGGGGUUCCUCUCACACAGCAAGUUUGUUAACAUGCUGAGGCACAGGGAGGAUGAGAAUGACAGAGCAACACAAGAAAUGCAAAAGUGAAACUAAAAGGUUAAGUGCACAGUGAUUGUUAAGUCAAGCCUUUUGAUGAAUGACAAAUGUGAUAAAUCUUUGUUCAUCGUUUUAUUGUUCAUUAUUUUAUUAAGCUAAAUCACAUGUACGUACUUGCUGUUCUUCUGCUCGUCUCGCUUUUGCUGUACCACACGAUCCUCACUGGAGAGCCAAAUGGGUUGGGACAUCAGGCUUUUCAGUGAUGCAUAUUUAAAUGGGACGUUAAGGGUUCAAAAUGUGUCAUACUGUAAUAUGGCCCAUAUCACUCAGUGCAUAGCCACAGAACUGAAUGUCUCAGUCUGAUAUUAUUAUUUGAACUGUUAUUUUGCUGACACAAAAUCUGCCUCAGCUCUGCUUAAUCGGUUACUGGAGACACCCUGACGGCCUUUGACCUCAGCCGGCAGUAAUGUUGAGGUGAUAUCAGUGGACACACUACACACCAUGGUGCUGAACUACCAGGAGGAUGAGCUUCUGGGAAAUGUAGUCACAACAUCUCUUUUGAGGCCAUGACACACUUUCUUAUUCCCCAAUUGUUCUCAGACAUUGUUUGCUACCACACCCUGCUGCGAACAUGCAGGAGUGCGAUGAUGCCCGCCACGCAUAACUCAUGUAUGUAAAGUGACAACAAGCAGGGGUACACAACAUUGUACAUCAUUCCUUUCAUUCAGUUUUUGAAUUUCUAAUGCUUGUGCGAACACAGGUGUUUUAUCGCAUCCUAUGAAUGUAUGUAAAUAUGCAGGAGUGUACAUUGCUGCAUCCAGGAAACACACAGAGACUAUUCUGACACCAUCCCUUAAAAACAAAUCAGUGGUUGUGAAGAUUUCUAGUGUAAACCCUAAAUGUGUACAUAACUUAAAGUUUCAGUACAUAUGAAUACAUUCUAUAUAUUUUUUUUCUUUGUUCUAUCAUUUACAAAUAAACCUGACCAGAAACAAAUGUGUCUUUGUGGUC
Molecule: messenger RNA, 3610 nt
Organism: Scatophagus argus
Lineage: Eukaryota; Metazoa; Chordata; Actinopteri; Scatophagidae
Gene: klf15
Product: Kruppel-like factor 15
Exons: 3
Coding region: 439-1836 (465 amino acids)
Biological process (GO): regulation of transcription by RNA polymerase II
Molecular function (GO): RNA polymerase II cis-regulatory region sequence-specific DNA binding; DNA-binding transcription factor activity, RNA polymerase II-specific
Source: RefSeq, a predicted model, not a curated record